CUCUGUAUCCAGCGAUUUUCUCGUCUUCUGAACUAAAAAUAUCUAUGCUUCUCCUUUCCUAGCUCGCAAAAACUAAUCUAACAAUAUUAUGGCUUCUCUUCGUCUGCUCCACUUCUGUACCUGCAAAGACGAUCAGUUUCAACUGCAACACUUUCACCAAUGGCGAAACAACCUCUCCAGCAUCUCCAUUCACAAACGUCGAAUCUCACUUCUUCAUGAUUCAUUGUUUCUGGACAAAUCCCGAUCUCCUGACAGACAGUCAUGUCGAAUAGUUUGCCGUGUUUCUUCCCAAAGCAUAGAGGAAGAGAAGAAGAAGAUGGUGACGUUGACACCUGGACGAGGAAAAGUGUGGCUCUGUGUUCGAUUGGAUCACCAAGUUGAGUUUGGCGAGCACGUCGCUCUGUUAGGUUCGACCAAGGAGUUGGGAUCAUGGAAAAAUAAAGUGAAGAUGAAUUGGACGGAGAAUGGAUGGGUAUCUGAGUUGGAAUUGAAAGGGGAUCAAUCAGUUGAAUUCAAAUUCAUGAUUGUGGGGAAUAGUAAUAAGAGUGUGGUUUGGGAAAAUGGCGAUAAUCGUGCACUGAAGCUGCCCAAAGAAGGCGUUUUUAAGAUGUUAUGUCACUGGAAUAUGACUGGAGAGACUGUGAAUUUAUUGCCUUUGGAGGGAGAGGGUACUAGUAGCAAUGGUUCUGUAUUUGUCGAUUCUGCUCCUGUGUCAGGAGGAGAGGGGAGUCCUUUCGUCAAGCAGUGGCAAGGGAGGGCUGCGUCGUUUAUGCAAUCGAAUGUGCAUAGAGACAGAGAAUCAGAGAGGUCGUGGAACACUGAAGGUCUUGAGGGAUUGACGUUAAAGUUAGUUGAAGGUGAUCGGAGUGCCAGGAAUUGGUGGCAGAAGUUAGAAGUUGUUCGUGAGCUGCUCGUAGGAAGUCUGGAAAAUGAGGAUCGCUUAGACGCUCUCAUAUAUUCUGCAAUAUAUCUGAAGUGGAUAAACACAGGACAGAUUCCAUGCUUUGAAGGUGGAGGUCAUCAUAGGCCAAACAAGCAUGCCGAGAUUUCUAGGCUCAUAUUUCGUGAACUUGAAAUAAUUUCUUUCAGGGAAGAUGCAUCACCUCAGGAAGUUCUUGUCAUUCGCAAGAUUCAUCCGUGUUUACCAUCAUUCAAGUCAGAAUUCACUGCAUCUGUUCCCCUGACUCGAAUAAGAGAUAUUGCUCAUCGGAAUGACAUCCCUCAUGAUCUUAAGCAAGAAAUCAAGCAUACAAUUCAAAACAAGCUUCACCGUAAUGCUGGCCCGGAAGAUUUGAUUGCUACGGAGGCAAUGCUUGCAAGAAUCACCAGGAACCCUGGCGAGUAUAAUGACGCUUUUGUGGAACAAUUCAAGAUUUUUUAUUAUGAACUCAAAGAUUUCUUCAAUGCUGGAAGCCUUGCUGAACAACUCGAGUCAAUCAUGGUAUCUAUGGAUGGUCAGGGCUUAUCAGCUCUGACUUCAUUUUUGGAGUGCAAGAAGAGUCUAGACAAAUUGGAAGAGUCUACCAAUUUCUCAAAAGAUGAUGGUCUAGAUCAAUUGAUGAAAACCUUGCAAUCUUUGGCGUUUCUUAGAGCUGUCCUUUUAAAAGGCCUUGAAAGGGGUCUUCAGAAUGAUGCUCCUGAUACUGCAAUAGCGAUGCAUCAAAAAUGGCGGCUUUGUGAGAUUGGCCUUGAGGAUUACUCUUUCGUUCUUUUAAGCAGAUUCCUCAAUGCACUUGAAGCCAUGGGAGGAUCAUCUUGGCUUGCCCAAAGUGCAGGUUCAAAAAAUGUAAGCUCUUGGAGUGAUCCACUUCAUGCCCUUAUAGUUGGUAUUCGCCAGUUGGGACUUUCCUGUUGGAAGCCGAAGGAAUGUAAUGCUAUUGAAAGCGAACUCCUAGCAUGGAAACAGAAAGGUCUAUCUGAGAGAGAAGGAAGUGAGGAUGGAAAAAUCAUUUGGGCGUUGAGGCUUAAGGCUACUCUUGAUAGAGCACGUAGGUUGACAGAAGAAUAUUCUGAAGUACUACUGCAGAUUUUCCCUCAGAAAGUCCAGAUACUAGGAAAAGGGCUUGGGAUUCCAGAGAACACUGUAGGGACAUAUACCGAAGCUGAAAUUCGAGCAGGUGUUAUUUUUCAGGUCUCGAAACUUUGUACACUGCUUUUAAAAGCUGUACGAAGUACUGUGGGAUCUCAAGGUUGGGAUGUUCUUGUUCCAGGAGCUGCAGUUGGUACUGUUGUACAGGUUGAGAGAAUAGUCCCCGGAUCAUUGCCAUCAUCCGUCAGAGGACCUGUUAUUCUUGUGGUUGACAAAGCUGAUGGAGACGAGGAGGUAACAGCUGCUGGCAGUAAUAUAGAAGCUGUGGUGCUUUUACAGGAGCUGGCUCACUUGUCACAUCUUGGUGUUAGGGCCCGGCAGGAAAAGGUUGUUUUUGUGACAUGUGAAGAUGAUGAUAAAAUUGCUGGCAUAAGAGAACUUACUGGCAAAUCUGUGAGGUUGGAAGCAUCCUCUACUGGUGUCGAUUUAUCCACAUCAUUGUUAAACAAUAGCAAAGAUGAUUUUUCUGUAAUUACAACUGGAAAUGGGACUCCAUUCACAGUGGAAGCCCCAGGACCCCAGUCCUCAUGGUCUUCAGUUAAACCACCUUACUCAAGUCAGGAUACCUCUACUGCAGGGGUUAUAGCACUUGUAAAUUCAGAUACUUCCACAUCUGGGGCAAAGGCUGCUGCUUGUGGUUGCUUAGCUUCUUUGGCAACUAUUUCUGAAAAAGUUUACAGUGACCAAGGGGUUCCAGCUUCAUUCCAUGUACCUGCAGGAGCAGUUAUACCUUUUGGGUCAAUGGAGUGGGCAUUAAAAGAAAGCGGAUCCAUGGAAGCCUUCCAAUCACUUCUAGAACAGAUAGAGGAAGCUAAAAUGGAAGGCGGUGAAUUGGACAAAGCAUGCUCUGAACUGCAAGAACUGAUCACAGCUCAGCGCCCUUCAAACAAUAUCAUCAAGAGUAUAGCUGAAAUUUUCCCCGACAAUGCUUGCUUGAUUGUCCGCUCAAGUGCCAAUGUUGAAGACUUGGUGGGGAUGUCAGCUGCUGGACUAUAUGAGUCGAUUCCUAAUGUCAGCCCUUCAAAUCCUGAGGUUUUUGGGCAUGCUAUUGGCAGGGUAUGGGCUUCUCUAUACACUAGGAGAGCAGUUUUAAGUCGUCGAGCUGCAGGUGUGCCCCAGAAGGAUGCUGUAAUGGCUAUACUAGUACAGGAAAUGCUAUCACCAGAGUUGUCCUUUGUCCUUCACACCCUUAGCCCAACAGACCGUGAUAACAGCCUGGUUGAGGCUGAGAUUGCUCCUGGACUUGGUGAAACUCUGGCAUCAGGCAUCCGUGGUACUCCUUGGCGUUUAUCUUCUGGGAAGUUUGAUGGCAAAGUGACCACAAUAGCAUUUGCUAAUUUCAGUGAGGAGAUGUUGGUGCAUGGUUCAGGCCCUGCCGAUGGGGAAGUAAUCCGUUUGACUGUAGACUACAGCAAGAAGCCAUUGACAGUUGACCCGAUUUUCCGCCAACAGCUCGGUCAGCGCCUAUGUGCUGUUGGUUUCUUCCUUGAGCAGAAGUUUGGCUGUCCUCAGGAUGUGGAAGGAUGUGUGGUUGGCACAGACAUUUUUAUAGUUCAGACACGACCACAGCCUUUGUAAGAGGAGCUUCAUUGUUGAUUCUGGCUUUCAUCUGAUAUAAAGCUUUGACGCAGAGCCUUCUGGGUUAUACUUGCAUAAUGAUCACCCACUUUAGUGAUGAGAACUGCCUGCAUUUAUCA
This is a messenger RNA of Telopea speciosissima, 3786 nucleotides long. Its product is annotated as phosphoglucan, water dikinase, chloroplastic-like. The coding region runs from base 89 to 3667 and encodes 1192 amino acids. Lineage: Eukaryota; Viridiplantae; Streptophyta; Magnoliopsida; Proteales; Proteaceae. Gene Ontology annotation, biological process: phosphorylation. The record is from RefSeq and is a predicted model, not a curated record. The transcript is spliced from 19 exons. Gene Ontology annotation, molecular function: kinase activity; ATP binding; starch binding.